Molecule: messenger RNA, 386 nt
Organism: Carassius carassius (crucian carp)
Lineage: Eukaryota; Metazoa; Chordata; Actinopteri; Cypriniformes; Cyprinidae
Product: cytochrome c oxidase subunit 7C, mitochondrial
Exons: 3
Coding region: 87-278 (63 amino acids)
Biological process (GO): mitochondrial electron transport, cytochrome c to oxygen
Source: RefSeq, a predicted model, not a curated record
AAGGCUGUUGGUGCUUUAUCUCCAUGCAGGAAGGUCAUUGAGAGUCAGACUCGGAUUGAGCAGAUCUCAAACUUCAGCAGUGAACUAUGCUCGGACAAGCCGUGCGACGCUUCGCCACCUCUGCGGUUCGCUCCAGUCACUAUGCGGAGGGACCAGGAAAGAACUUGCCAUUCUCUGUAGAGAACAAGUGGAGGCUUCUUGGCAUGAUGGUGCUGUUCUUUGGCAGUGGAUUCACCUUCCCAUUCAUUGUUGUCAGGCAUCAUCUCCUGAAGAAGUGAAGCUCCUACCAGUCACACAUUGUCAGUGUGAUUCUUGUCCAACACAGCUCUCAGUUUCUUCUGGUGUGGAUCCUGUAAUGUUAUUGUAAAUAAAAAUUGCCAAUGACA